Molecule: messenger RNA, 2433 nt
Organism: Trichoderma harzianum CBS 226.95
Lineage: Eukaryota; Fungi; Ascomycota; Sordariomycetes; Hypocreales; Hypocreaceae
Exons: 2
Coding region: 1-2433 (810 amino acids)
Biological process (GO): DNA-templated transcription; regulation of DNA-templated transcription
Molecular function (GO): DNA binding; zinc ion binding; DNA-binding transcription factor activity, RNA polymerase II-specific
Source: RefSeq, a predicted model, not a curated record
AUGGACCGAAGCGUCAGCGACCGUGCAUCCCAGCAAUUCUACCAGGGACCGCCCAUCUUACCGCGACCUACAGAGGAUGCAGAAACCCAUGGCUCUUCAGGCGUUUCAUCUUCUCGGCAUCCGCCUCGGAUUCAUCAUCGUAGCUGUACCGAGUGCAGCCGCCGCAAGGUGCGAUGCAACCAUCACCAGCCGUGCUCCAACUGCGUCAAGGCUGGGAGCGAAUGCAUCUUUCCCACGUCCAGGCGCACCCCGGUGAGGCGUGAAAAAGCCUCUAGAAGAAGAGACGAAGAGCUUUUAAAAUCGCUGCGGAGACUCCAGCGCCGACUGCAAUCCACCGAGAUUGCACAGCUGGUUGCUCAGGGCGAAGCUGAUGACAAUGGCGAUGAGGGCAACUGCUCCGAGGAAAGAAUUCGUCAAGAUGAAGAGGCGGGAAGCCAUCAAAUCAGUCCUUUCGGUCCUUCUCCACCGACAACUCAUGUAGACGAUGUGCCAGGCAAUACAGAGGAGUCUGCUCGGCUAAUGCUUGAUCAUGACCGUAGCCGGUACAUCAGCAAUCAUUUCUGGGCAAGUAUGUCCAGAGAGAUUGAUGAAAUGCGCGACAUCUUGGACGGCUCCUCCUCGGAGCAGGAAAAUGACGAUCAAGACCACCAAGACCAAGGCAGCGAGGCAACACCAAGCUCUCGUCUAUCACACAACAGCCGCGACUUUCCCAUCUUCAGCCCGUCUGCCACUUCUCAGUCACUGCAGUCUCUCUACCCGAGCUCUUCGGAUCUUUUGACCAUUUUUGACGUGUUCCAAGAAAACGUCGACCCCGUUGUUCACAUCUUCCACCGCCCUACGAUGCGGAAAACCAUCACUGAGGUACUGCCGGUCCUAGACAGAUCGUCGAUGGACCGCAUGACGGAAGUGGUUGUGUUUUCCAUCUGCUAUGCCGCAUUGACUAGUCUGAACGAUGCGGACUGCCAGAAGCUGUUGGGAGAAGAACGGCGCGUGUUGCUCUCCCGGUAUCGGUAUGCGACUGAGCAGUCACUCUCCAGAGCUCGCUUCCUGGAGUCGCAAAACCUAGGCAUCCUCGCAGCCUUGAUAUUGUUCCUGCUCUGCCUUCGUCGACACGAUGACUCCCGCCUUGUGUCCAGCCUGCUCGGUGUGGUGAUUCGCAAUGCGCAAGCCGUGGGAUUGCAUCGCGACGGCACAAAGUUCAACCUCUCGCCGUACGAGACGGAGUGGAGGCGUCGUCUGUGGUGGCACAUUUGCGUGCUCGACAUUCGCGCCGCCGAAGAUCACGGGUGCGACCCGUCAAUUUACGACCAAAAUUACGACACCAGAUUCCCGCUGAAUAUCAACGAUGACGACCUUUCUCCCGAAGCCACUGUUGCGCCGCCAGAACGACAGGGAGUCACCGAUAUGACCUUUUGUCUCCUACGCUUCGAGGUUGCGGUCGCCAUCCGCAAGCUCAACUACCAUGGGCCUGUUGGGAAUCAGGAGCCAGCACUGUCCACGGUUGAGAAACGUGACUUUGUGGAGAGAAUAGAGAAACGCUUUUAUGAACGCUACAUUAACUGCUGCGACAUCACCAAACCCUUUGACUGGGUCUCAGCUGCAUGGGCACGGCUGAUGCUGUCCAAAAUGUGGCUUGCUGUGAGCAAUCCGCUACAUCUCCAAGACACUGCCGACGGUGCUGCUUCUCUCAGUCUCCGACGCGUAGCCUUUGAAAGGUCCGUCGAAAUGCUGGAGCUAGCAGACUCUUUAGAAACAGGGCAUAGAGCUGCACGAUGGCGGUGGCUGUUCAUGACACACGUCCAGUGGCACGCUGUUGUCUUUGUGCUGGCCUAUCUCUGCGUCCAUCCCACCGAUGAGCUGUCCCAUCGUGCAUGGCUGGUGAUGGACAGAGUCUGUGAGCGGUGGCCUCACGAUAGUCGCUCUAAGAAAGGGAUGCUCUGGAAGCCUAUUCACCGACUCAUGGACCGCGCGCAACAAAUUCGGGGCGGCCAAGGAGGAAAUCCUCCAAAAGAGCCCUGUGUCUUCGAAGAGAGCCAUCACCAGUUUUACCAUAAUCCUCCACCAGGUGCCCCUUCGCAAACUCGAGUCUUGGCGACCCCGCUCACAAUAUUCGAACCGAUGACUCAAUCUACAGACCUUGCCAGAGAGAACGCUGCCCCUUCAAUCCCUCCGACAUGUCAAGGCACCGAUGAAGCUGAGCAUCACCUCACUACAAGUAUCGGCCUAGCAGACAGCAGCUCUACACCCAACUUUGGGGUUUCCGUGCAGGCUCCCGGCAUCGAUGGCCUCCAGGAUCUCCAGGACCACCAGUCAGACUGGGCCAACAUCCUACAUGAACUGCAGCAUGGGUUUCAGGAGGACCCAUACGCCGACAUGACAGAUCCAACAGAGGCAAUAAAUGAGUACGGCAACAACCUCUGGGGCAUGCUCUAG